CACCUGUUCACCUCAGUAGACGACAGACGUCAAAGCGUAAUAGAUACUCAUGAAAUAAGGUGUAUGUGUGUUUUGUGAUCAAAAUCUAGCCUAACUUUAACUUUUGUAUUUUGGCUUUUGUUUUUUUAGUAUUAGUUGUCCUUAUACCCUUACAUUUGAAGAAAGUGUCAUAUCUUCAUAAUGUUACACAACGAGAUACAAUGGAAAACCAUCGUUCAUGCUACAAAAGUAAACCAUUUGAAUGGGGUCCCAGUCAUAGACCACCCUCUGAAAAAUGUUGUGGUUACAGAAAGAAUUCCUCGAAAAAUAUUCGGUUCACAACCAGGCACAGGCAGAACAACUCCUAUAUCAUCUGCAGCUCCAGUUCAGGACCCUUUAUUCUUAGCUCUGGAGCAGUUAGAUCCCCUGUCAGAAUUUGCUAUGCUAGAAAUAGAUCCAUUGUCAAAAAUGGCAGCUGAAAUGGAUACUCCAGAUUCCCUAGAUCCCAAAACUGUAGCAAAUAAAGACGUUAAAGGCAAUAUUUUCAAGGAUAUGGAUCCAUGGUCUUCCAGGAAAGCUGGAAUUUUAUCAAAAUAUACGACUUCUGAAAAGUUAUCUAUUGUCACAAGUUUUUUGUAUGAGGGAGAGAAAGUUGUGGUGAAAACUCAAAGUACAGCAGUUGACAAAGUUCAACAUCGACUAGAGCAACUAGAUUCUUUCGAGGAAGGCUCCCAAAGAAAACUAAAUGUAUCACAGGCUGAGUAUAUAGGGAGGAUUGACCAAUUGAAUAAGGAAUUGGUAUCAGCUUGGAACAGUGAGCAGAGAGUGAAGGCAUUGAAGAUUGCAAUACAAUGCGCAAAAUUACUUGCUGACACUGAAGUUUUGCCAUUUUAUCCCAGCAAAUUUGUUCUAAUAACAGAUAUUUUGGACACAUUCGGAAAAUUGGUUUAUGAAAGGCUGAGAGUCAAGUCAGAUUAUUACAAACCAGGUUCCAAAACACCAACACCUUUGCCGGAGGAUUUCACCCCUGAUAUGGUUCCAGAAAGUGCCAAAGAAACUUGUCUCAAUUGGUUCCACAAAAUAGCCUCAAUAAGAGAACUGGUACCAAGACUGUAUGUUGAAACAGCAUUGAUGAAAUCAUAUAACUUCAUAUCAUCAAAUGAGUGUGCUGAUGGAGUUCUGAGAAUAACAGAGAUGAUACAUGGAAUUGGAAAUCCUCUCGUUGCAAUAUAUGUCCGAUGCUAUCUUUGCAGGGUGGGGAUCAAUUUAAUGAGUCAAAAUUCAAACUACGAUUUCUUGUACGCUAACUUUAAAGCGUUUUUGGACUCAUAUCAACACCUAUUUAGCAGAUGCGUAAAGUUGGAGAUAGCAGCACAGAAAAUGACAAUGAGGACUUAUGCGUCCCUUUAUACACCUGCGUUGGAUUUUAUUUUGCAGGCAGUUGUUUGCACUGUGAAUGAGUCAGUGCUUGCAGAUUUACUAAACAACUGUAAACAGUGUAAUAACAGUUCACUCAUUCUACAUUCGAUAAUGUCCAGUUUUAAACCAUCUUAUGUAGCUGAAAGGGCAUCUGACUUCGUGAACAUGAUAGUUAAAUGUUUUGACGACUGCAUUACCUUAUGUUCUCUACUGAGGAUGCUUGGUUUAUGUUUGAAUGUAUGUCCUCCACCGUCGGAGCAGAGAAGGCAUAUACUUACUGCCGUUUGGAAGUACGUUUCUGCAUUUACAAAUCCAGCAGAAUACAUAACUUGCGUUGAAGCGUGGAUACAAUAUAUAGUAGUGCAUUUUUCGAACAGGGAUAUAAAUAUAAUAUUGGGAGAUAUCAUUGAACACAUGUCGCCUAACAGGAAUUUCGAAAAUUUCUACAAUGAUCUAAAAAUUAUUGUAGGCAAAAUAGUGUCGAAUAAUCAAGACUUUGAGAUGCUAUUAGUUAUGGAAAACUUCUUGCCUUUGAUAGACCUUUUCCAACAAGAAUACAUGAAGGUAGAGGUAUGCAAAAAUAUAUUGACGAACAAUUUCACUUGUUUCACGACAAAUGAUCCCGUGACUACAAACGCACUUAUGUACCUUUGUACCGUUUUGCACGAUUCUGUAAACGCACUCACUCCAGAGGACGAGUACAGGCAGAUUGGAGAAAUUUUGUGCAACGUUAUCAGAAAAGUUGAUUAUGGUAGAGAUUUUGAACAACAGAUGAACUUCUACGUUGAAGCUAGAGGUGCUUUUUCGAAUAUUGAUACAGUUCUAGCCGAGUUGGUGCAAAGAGUCAAUUGCCUGACAGUUAAUACUAGACAUAUAGUAAAGGGGAUUCAUACUAGAAAAACGGCCGAUUUUGUGCGAGCAUGUGCGGCAUAUUGCUUCAUAACCAUUCCAUCUAUAGUUUCAGAGAAGACUAGACUAGAAUUGUACCUGUUAUCAGGCCAAGUGGCACUUUUUAAUCAAUGUUUAGGACAAGCCGAUGCCUGUUUCAAGGCUGUUUUAUCAAUGUUAUCAGAUCUACAAGAUGUAACGACAAAAUCCGAGAUAUUCCUGUCAUCUUACAUAAGGCAGGUUCUAUCUACGCUUUUAGUGGUGCCAGAUAAUCCUGAAAGGGGUGUGCUGAGUUUAUUGAAAGGACUAUUAAAUGUUAUAAGAGACCUAGACUGGAACAAACAGAAUUGUGUGUUGGGUUCACUGUAUGUAAAUGUUAUAGAUCUUCUGAGUGUUAUGUCACAAGAAGAAUAUUCUUAUCAUGUAGACAGAGUUGAGUCGAAUGAUUCCUUAUAUGGUUCCGACACGAAAUUCCUCGUGGAAAUAAACAACAUGUGUUCUAUUAUUAUUGGAGAGAUUUUAACGUUACUGAAAGACCUAGGAAUCUGUAGGAGGCAGUCACAAUUGGCAAUAGAACUUUUCUUGAGAGUGGCUUUAAGGGGUGAUCUUAGCAUGAAAUCUGUGAGUGCUCUGGCACUGAAUCUGUGGCAACUAAGUUUGAAGAACGGAAAUGCGGAUGUUAAAUAUAUGGCAAAAACCAAGGAAUAUAUAAGGAAACGUGGUAUGGCGACAAAUGAUAUCCACCUUCACCAAUUGUUGGAUAAAAUCAUAUUUCAAUAGGGAAAAAGUGAAUGUGUAUUCGGAAUAGCUCUAACAAAAAAUAUUCAAUACAGGUAUACAGGGUGUAAACGUUAUAAUUGUCAUUAUUUAAAUGGGUGAUAGAGGGGGUUAAAAGAAGCAAAAAGUUUCAUAUAACAUAUAAACGGCAUUUUUUUAGAGAAAAGCGACUUUAAAGUAAAAUAAAAUCUGACAACCCCGCAAUGCCAGACGCUAAUUACGACGGAACGCAGUGUAAAUAAAGAUGGAGUUUGUUAUUUUUGGCUCUUAGGUAUUAUUUCAUUAUUUGAUAAUGUACUCGUAAAAUGCAAACUUACCACUGUCUCAGCGCUUCACAUGGCGUGUGAAAGUUUAUUGAACGUAUUAAAAAAAUCCACUUAUAAAUAGGGAAUGCAAUUUUGAUACAUACAUGGUUUGUCUUUUUAAAACCCACACUGCACUUUUUUUUGUAUUCAAAGAAGGUGUUCAAAAUGUCGUCCUCCACUUUCCACACAAGCUUCAUUACGACCUUCACGAAUGGUAUGAGGAUUUUCUUGGGCCCACGUGUGAGUAUUAUGGAAAUUUAAAAUUUGUUACUCCUGCUCUACAGUAACCUGUCUUUCACGAGUGCGAAUAUUAGUGGGCUGAACACUUCCUGUAUCUCGAAGUCUUCGGUACACUUGCACAAAUGGCGGUCCGGCGUGAAAACGGGUAUAAGUGCAAAAUUUACGUUUCGAGAUAAAUGGGAUUUUAGUUAACUUGAACCGCAUUUUUUAUAUUAUUUGUUUUAAAAUGAUUCAUACUGAUAAAAAGUCGUUGAGAUAUGAACUUAUUUUGAAUUCACAAUACAUAUGCCAUUUGAUACCUGUUUUAAGAAAAAAAAAGACAACUUAUAUACUUUUGCACUGUUAUUUUAUAGAAAAUAAACAACAUAUCCUUUUACAUAGUUGAGGUGGUCUUUUCCCCUUUAACACAACAAAAAUUAAAGUUUCUCCAUUAUACACACAAUGAAAAUUCUUCAUCGUCACUGUCCUCACUGUCGAUGAUUGGGUCGGUUACUUGCUGCUUGGUACGAAGGUCCUUAUAGAACGAAUAAAUGUCUCGUUUAUGUAGGGAAGUAGCUCUAGCAGGUUCUUUUUCUUCUCUUCUGUAAUAGGUACUGGCCCUUUAUAAGAUAGAGGAGUCCUGAUUUCAUUAGGAAUCAUUUUCUUGCUCAAGUAGUUAAUUUUUUUAAAAGGUUGGUUUUUGUCUAAGUUACCUUUGUGUUCUACAACACCUAUUUCUUGAGAAUACCUUAACCACUUUAUAUCUUUCCAUAUAAUCUUCUGCCCAUCCGCAUCUUUCUUUGGCUGUUUGAAAUAUUGUUUUAAUAACGCUGCCAACUCAAGGAAGUCGAGCGGUGUCAUCUCUGUAAUUUGAAAUGGCUGUGAGUUACCACAUGUUCUUACUAACUGAACCCAAUCUCUUUGAUGUUCUAUUGGUAUGGCGUAUUUUUUCUUCUCAAUCACAGAAUGAUCCGAAUCACACUCCAUAUGUGUGUGACCCGGGACAAGAAAUUUGUGAUUAAUAUAUUUUAAGGAUGGGUUCAGUUUCAUAAGUAGGAAGAACAUUACUAUACGUAUAACAUGCGAGUUCUUGUUUUGACCUGAACAAGUGUCAGAAUAUAAGGUGAUCUCGGAUAUUCCUUCUAAAUUAAUUGAUAAAAAAUGCUUGUAGAGGCAGGAAGCGAUUUGAUUUGCCCCUCUGCCUCUCAUAGCCUCAUGCCACAUAAAGCAAUAACACUGCUUGCUUUUUAGAUUGCGCAUUGUAAAAUUGAACGUCCAUAGCUGUCUCUUGUAAAAAGCUAUAGACGUUUUUAUGUCUGGCGUUGGCAGGCAUUGCUGCAAAUCAAACGUAUACACCAGGCGACAGCUAUCUUCUAAAGCAAAUUUCUUGUCUUGUCUUUUAGCUUCAUACGCCUUAUCUGCUUCUGCCUGAUGACUUUGUAAUUUAAUUUUCAGAGCCUCGGCGGUUUCACCUUGGGUGUUUUUGAUAAGCAUGCUCAGCUUAUCACAUGUGGCACAUGUAUCCUUAUUGGGUUUUUUAUUUUGAUUCCUAAGUUUCGAAAACACGUUUCGUAUAUUUUCUGAGAAACAACUUUUCUCUCAGGCGGUAGCCAAGCUUUAUAUUCAUCAUAACAUCUCUUGAGAGUAUAGUGGCUCGGUAGAUAUUUUCUGCUUGAGUCUUUUCGAGUAUAGUGACUCUCCUAAGAUGGAAUCAAUGAGAUAUGAUUUCGGAGCAGUUCCAUAUCAGCAUCUGAUGUUUUAUUUGCGGGAGCUGAGUUUCCACGUUUGUUAGUGCUAAAUAAACCUGAGGUUGACACACGUUUAUUUUUCACCACAUGUGUAAUAAAUCUGUUCGUUAAAUCAAAUGUUAGCAUGACACAGCGUUUACAUGUGUUUAUUUUAACUCCAUCUAUUAAAAGAGAAAAAUAAGUUUUUGUUCUGUUCUUGUGUUUUUUACCCUCAGCUUUAUUUUUUGUAGUUUGUUUAUCGCUAUUGGAUAUCAAACCAGCAAUAUAAGAUAUGCGUUAUUCGUAGUCGCCGGUGCUCCAAAAUUCAUUUGAAAACAUCCCUUCUUUUAUUAUUAUCAUCCAAGAGGUCUUUGUAUUUCAUUCUACAGGUAGGUAAUUCGCUGAAACAUUUUGCUCUUUCUGUUACACCCUUCUUGGUAACAUAUUCCUGUCCCAAAUUUCGCAGGUUUUUUCUAGUGUUUCGUAUUUGUCUUGUUUCUCCCUUUACUGACCUUUUCCCCCUCUUCCUAGUUUCUUUGUUACCAUUUUCGUUAUUCUCCAUUGUUUGAUCUUCUCCGUUGAUAUGAACCCUUGCCUUCUUGUUGGGUGUUUGAAACUCCAAAUUCUCCGCUGCUCUUGGUACGUAGUCUUUAUCCUUAUCAGAGUCAUCGAUUGGUUCAUCCAUAUUUAGCACACUUUCGUAGUCGGUAAUUGAAGAAUUUUCGUUUAAUUGUCUGUAACUGAUGUUUGUUGUAGGUAUAUUUCCUAUUAAGCUAUUCGAAAACUGCAUGGAUUCGUCCUCAGUCAACUUACUGUCGUUGAUUUAGCAACGACUGAGCAGUAUGCUGAACAUCAUCUAAGCCAGAGUUCCCCAAACUUUUUUGUGUCGUAGACCCCUUGCCAUGUUUUUCCGUGUUGGUUAGACCCCCUACUUACCUAAUAUUGAUUUCCUGUAAAUUUCUAACUGUAGUGAAGUUUAGUGUUAAAAACUUAAAGUAAAAACACAUGUUAAUUUAUACAUUUAUUAAUUGAAUUUAAAUUAAAACUACUCAAAAUAAAAUGUUGUAUCUGUUAUGCAAAAUACACGUAACAUUAAAUAAGUGCCCGCAUUGGAAGUAAGUGCCCGCAUUGAAAAAAAAAUAAGAGGGAUGAAAUAAAAAAAAGUGAAAAAUAAUAAAAAAAAAAGUUUUUUACUUAAAAUAGUACAAUAAGCGAGUUCGUUUAUUAAUUAUAACAUAAACGUAUGAUCUACAAUAAUUUCACUGUUAGUUUGAUUAAAUUCCGCUUCUUAUACGUUUAAGUUAUCUAAAAAUAGGCAAAAAAUUAACGAAUUUUAGUGUGUACCUAUCCUUGAAUUUUCAGAAUUUAAAAAAAAUAAUUCUAUAAAUAAAUAAAAAAUCAAUGCGGGCACUUAUUCCCAAUGCGGGCAUUUAUUGGUCAGACACCAAUAAACAUAAAAUAAACUAUAAAUAAAAUAACAUAAGCAAUAAGUCAAUAUUUUUAGUGAGAAGGAUGAACCUGAUGCUUUAAUAAUAAAUUAUCAACAUUUGGCGUCAAUUUUGUAAGGGUUAAUCUUAAAUCUCCUCGGCUAAUGAUGUCUGUUUCUUUUUUUCGUUAGGAGAUUGGUAACAGCGUCCACUAGGUAUGACGAUGGAAAGAAAAUUAAAAAUUCCCUCGCUAUAUUCCAUAAUACGGGAUAAGUAACGGGUAUGUUGUUUUGCAGCCAGAAUUGCUGAUAUCCGUUUUUAAACUGAACCGUAAGUUCUUCGUUUGUACUUAGUUCAGUCAGUUCCUCUUGUAUUAUGACAUUCGUUUCUUCUAUGUCACCAUAUGGAUUAAUUAUCCACGGUGGUAUUACCAUAGUCAAAAUAUCCUCAAACCUAGAUUCAAAAUCUGAAUAGAGGGCAUUUAAAUGUUGAACGUAAGUUGAAACGUCGUCUUCCUGGCAGUCUGUUUUCCUCUUCAUUAAAUUUUCUUUUAAAAUUUUAUCUUUAGUAUCCAGAAAUUCUAAAAUAGUCUCAAAAAGUGCAAAAAAUCAAACAUAAGCCUUUCGACAGCCAGCGUACUUCAGUGUGAAGGAGUAAUUGAUGAAAGUGUUCGUCAUUUUCUUCACACAACUGCGCAAAUAACCGCGUAUUCAACGCGUUGCUUCGGAUUCGGUUUACUGCAUCAAUGACUAAAUGAAGUGAUUCAAGCAAUCUAACACUCAAAUUUUUAGCAACUAAAUGUUGUCGAUGGAUGACGCAAUGUAUUGCUAACACCCCUGACACAUUUUGUUUUAAAUAGCUUAUAAAUCCACGAUAAAUAUAAAAUAUAAAUAUUGAUUCACCUUUAGUGUCGGUUAUCAAAGUUCUUGCGAAGAGCAGUUCUUCGUAGAUUUCUUGAUUCAUAAUAAAACGAACAUAUGCCAAUAAUAAUGCUGCAUUAUCAGGUAAAGUUGACUCGUCCAGUUGUAUAGAGAAAUGGGUCGUUUGCAAAUAAUUACAUAAGAAGCUUUCAAUAUCAGAACUCAUUUCAUCAAUACGUAUUUCAACAGUAUUGUUGCUUAAGGGAAUUCUUUUAAUGAUAUCAGAUGCAGGUUUGUGUAAAAC
Messenger RNA from Acanthoscelides obtectus, 7905 nucleotides. NCBI's taxonomy places the organism in Eukaryota, Metazoa, Arthropoda, Insecta, Coleoptera, Chrysomelidae. The record is from the annotation of a GenBank genome assembly.